AUGAAGUCCAAGAGCACAUUUUGGAGGGACCUCCAGCAGUGUCCCCACACUGAAAGAACUAUAUGCACUGACGCAGCCUCAGGAAAACCCACAAUGGCUGCCAAGCGCAAAGGCGGCCUGAAGCUAAAUGCAAUCUGUGCCAAGCUGAGCCGCCAGGUUGUCUUCGACCACGGGGGAGCCGAACAGGCACGAGCGGACAAGGGGCCGCAGCGGGAGAGCAGCAACAAGGACCUGCCUCAGCCUGGGACCAAGGAGCUGGGGACGGAGUUUUCAGAUGGACUCAGCCGCGUGCAGAAGAUCGAGGAGGACAAAAGGAGGGAGGUGAUUGAAAAGUGGGUGAACGGGGAAUACAACGAGGAGCCCUUGCUGGGGCGAGCGGAGGGCAAGGAAUGUAAGGGCACUGAGAGCGCGGAGGUGCCCCCCGAAGGGGUUUACAUGGUGCAGCCCAAGGGCUGCAGUGACGAGGAAGAUAACGGGGACGAGGCGGACGCUCUGAGGGGCUCGCAGGAUGGCAACUUCUUGGAUGACAGGGAUUCAGACGGGCCGGCCUCGAAGGAUGAUGCCUACCGGUCCUCCAGUGGCGAGACAGGCUCCAAGCUGGGGGGAGGAACCGCCUCAGGGGAAGCUUCAUCGCUGCGAGAUUAUGCCGCCACCACCAUGAAUGAGUUCCUGGGCAUGUUCGGCUAUGAUGAUCAGAACAUGCGGGAUGAGCUGGCCCGCAAGAUCAGCUUUGACAAGCUGAACGCUGCUACCUCUGAGGCUGCGACUGCUGCCUCUCUCCCUGGCGAAGAUGCCAUGAGCAAACGAGCCCGCUUCUCCAAGUAUGAGGAGUACAUCCGCAAACUGAAAGCUGGAGAGCAGCUCUCUUGGCCCAUGCACUUGGCCAAAUCUGAGGAGUUGGGCUCCAAGCUGGGCAAAGAAACUUCCUCAGUGCUGGCACAGCCCAUUCGGGUGCCAGGUCCAGAUGCCUCCAUGCUGACGGAGACCAAAGCCACCAUCCUGCCGCUGCCCUCUCCCAGCAGUUCCCAGAUGCAGGGCCUGAUGUCACGGGCCUCCAAAUACGACUUCUUCAUUCAGAAGCUGAAGACGGGUGAGAGCAUCAGGCCACAAAAUGGCAACACUUAUAAGAAGGCCUCCAAGUAUGACCUAGAAAACGUCAAGUACUUGCACCUUUUCAAGCCUGGAGAAGGGAGCCCAGAUAUGGGAGGAGCCAUCGCCUUCAAGACAGGCAAGGUAGGCCGGCCUUCCAAGUAUGAUGUGAGGAACAUUCAGAAGCUUACUCCAGUAAAAGCUCCAACACCCAGCCUGGCCCCUGCUCCCCUCGCCAGUACCCCCAGCAGCACUCCUGUGGCUGGGCCAGAGCAGUCCGUCUCAUUGCCAUUCAACACUCCUGAGUACCUGAAAUCAACUUUCUCCAAGACAGACUCCAUCACAACUGGAACAGUCUCUACAGUAAAGAACGGAUUACCCACUGACAAACCAGCUGUCAGCGAGGACGUAAAUAUUUACCAGAAGUAUAUUGCCAGGUUCUCUGGCAGUCAGCACUGUGGACAUAUACACUGUGCAUACCAGUAUAGAGAACAUUACCACUGCCUUGACCCAGAGUGCAACUACCAGAGAUUCACUAGUAAACAGGAUGUGAUUCGGCAUUACAACAUGCACAAGAAACGUGAUAAUUCCCUCCAGCACGGCUUCAUGCGCUUCAGCCCCUUGGAUGACUGUAGCGUGUACUAUCAUGGCUGCCACCUGAAUGGGAAAAGCACACACUACCACUGCAUGCAGGUGGGUUGUAACAAGGUCUAUACAAGCACCUCCGACGUGAUGACCCAUGAGAACUUUCACAAGAAGAACACGCAGCUCAUCAACGACGGGUUUCAGCGGUUCCGUGCCACGGAGGACUGCGGCACUGUGGAAUGCCAGUUCUACGGGCAGAAAACCACUCACUUUCACUGCAGGCGACCUGGGUGUACUUUCACCUUCAAGAACAAGUGUGACAUUGAGAAGCACAAGAGCUACCACAUCAAAGAUGAUGCCUAUGCCAAGGAUGGCUUCAAGAAGUUCUACAAGUAUGAGGAAUGCAAGUAUGAGGGCUGUGUCUACAGCAAGGCCACCAACCACUUCCACUGCAUAAGGGCAGGCUGUGGCUUCACCUUCACCUCCACCAGCCAGAUGACCUCCCAUAAACGCAAACAUGAGCGCCGGCACAUCCGGAGCUCAGGAGUGCUGGGCCUGCCUGCCUCUCUCCUCGGGUCCAAGGAUAAUGAGCAAGAGGAGUCCAGUAAUGAUGACCUUAUUGACUUCUCCGCUAUGAGCUCAAAGAACUCCAGCCUGAGUGCCUCCCCCACCAGUCAACAGUCUUCCGUUUCUCUCAUAGUCCCAGCUGCACCCUCCUCUGCUGCUGAGCUUGCUUCCUCACAGGCCAGCAAGUCUGCCAACAGCAUGACACCAGCCACCAAGAUCUCUGGCCUGCUCUCCCAGGCUCUUCCCAGCAAUAUACCCUUGGCUCUGGCACUCUCCAACUCAACACUUCCUGGAACAGCUGGAUCCUUCUUCCCCAUCAUCCCCAGUCGAGUCUCUACACCACUUCCUGCCAGCUCAGCUAAUCUGAUGACUGCUGGUUCUUCUGGCACCAAUCCAACAUCAUCUGCUCCUGCAGAUUCCUCAUCCCAGGCCAUUUCAGGAUCUGGUGAGCCAACGGCUACUUCUUCUCCAGCUCCAGCAGCAUCUAUAAUGGAAAGGAUCUCUGCUAGCAAGGGAUUAAUCUCUCCUAUGAUGGCCAGGCUGGCAGCAGCUGCACUCAAGCCCUCUGUGGCACUUGAAGCAGGGAAUGGACAACCAGCAGCUCCUGGAAGGUUCAAUCCAGUUCAGGUGAAGCAGGAACCUGUGGAGGCCAUGGGAUCAUCAUCUGCUACCAGUCAGGACUCCUUGCAGGAGCACAGCUUGGACCUGAGCGUCAAGGAUCAUGGUAAUGAAUCAAAUGGCCACACAGUCUCGGCAAAUUCAUCUCUUUUAUCCUCGCUUAUGAAUAAGAUGUCCAAGACCAGUGCCAGCCUUGGCAACCUGCUGAACAUUAAGACAGAAGGAGAUGGCAGCCAGGCUGGGGCUGGAGAGCCAACACAGUACUUGGGCAAGGCAGUGAAGGCACUUGUCCAGGAGAAGCUCUCUGAGCCAUGGAAGAUGUACCUGCGCCGGUUUGGUACCAAGGAUUUCUGCGAUGCGCAGUGCGACUUUCUCCAUAAGGUGCAUUUCCAUUGUGUCGUGGAGGAAUGCGGUGCCCUCUUCAGCACCCUGGAUGGAGCCAUCAAGCAUGCCAAUUUUCACUUCCGAACUGAGGGUGGAACUGUGAAAAGUAACUCUGAGUCUCCCUUCUCAACUACUACUGAGAAUAAGGCUUCACUGGCCCCUUCAUCACCAUCUGCUACUUCUGUCACCAUGGCAAGUGCUCCUGCCCUUGACGUGCCCACUCCAAGUCCAGCUACUGUGCCCUCUGCCCCCACACUGCUAGCUUGGAAGCAGCUGGCUUCAACUAUACCCCAGAUGCCUCAGAUCCCAGCAUCAGUGCCUAACCUGGCAACUUCACCCUUGGCAACGACUUCCCUGGAGAACGCCAAGCCUCAGGUCAAACCCGGAUUUCUCCAGUUCCAGGAGAAUGAUCCCUGCCUGGCAACGGACUGCAAGUACGCCAACAAAUUCCACUUCCACUGUCUCUUCGGGAACUGCAAGUAUGUGUGCAAAACCUCUGGCAAAGCAGAAUCCCACUGCCUGGACCACAUCAACCCCAACAAUAAUUUGGUGAAUGUGCGAGACCAGUUUGCUUACUAUUCGCUGCAGUGUCUCUGUCCAAACCAGCACUGUGAAUUCAGGAUGCGAGGGCAUUACCACUGUCUUCGUCCUGGCUGCUACUUUGUGACUAACAUCACCACCAAGCUGCCCUGGCAUGUGAAAAAACAUGAGAAGGCAGAGAGAAGGGCAGCCAAUGGCUUCAAGUAUUUUACCAAGCGAGAAGAGUGUGGCAGACUAGGUUGCAAAUACAACCAGGUGAACAGCCACUUCCACUGCAUUCGAGAGGGCUGCCAGUUCUCCUUCCUGCUCAAGCACCAAAUGACAUCCCACGCCAGAAAGCACAUGAGGAGGAUGCUGGGAAAGAACUUUGAUCGUGUUCCUACUCAGGUUAUUGGCCACACUCCAAGAAAUGAAAAUCUCCCCCAGGUUGGCAGCAUGGCACCCAGCCCAGCCUCAUCAGGAACCCCAGCUUCCUUUCAGGGACCCCCAAGCAUGAUGGACACUGAAACAGAUGAGUACAUGGAUUACACUGGCUGUAGCCCUGGGGGUAUCUCCUCUGAAUCUUCCAAUAUGGACCGCAGCUGCUCCAGCACUCCAGUGGGCAAUGAAAGUACAUCAGCAGGCUGCCUGGUUCCUUCUACUGCUGCUGCCGAUGAUGCUACCCACAAUGCACCACAACCUCAACCACCAUCUCUGCCUCCAUCUUUCUCACAAGCCCUGCUUAGGUCUCCCCUUCCCACCCUCCCCUAUCUUUUCUCUCCAUCUUGUCUCUCAUACUCUCUGCUCAGUGCCACUCUUGGAUCCAGCAGAGGUAUUGUCAUGCCUGCCGCCAGCACCACUGGGUUUUCGCCCAUCAUUGCCACUCCAACUCCAGUAAAAAGUGACGUUCCCUUAGUUCAGGAUGCAGCAGGGAAUACCAUCACUAUGCCAACUGCCUCAGGGGCCAAAAAGCGUUUCUGGAUUAUUGAAGACAUGUCCCCGUUCGGCAAGCGCCGCAAGACCGCAUCCUCACGCAAGAUGCUGGAUGAAGGGAUGAUGCUGGAGGGAUUUCGGCGCUAUGACCUCUACGAGGACUGCAAGGACUCCAGCUGCCAGUUCUCUCUCAAGGUUACCCACUACCACUGCACGCGGGAGAACUGUGGCUACAAGUUCUGUGGCCGUACCCACAUGUAUAAGCACGCCCAGCACCACGAUCGUGUUGACAACCUGGUAUUGGACGAUUUCAAACGCUUCAAGUCUUCACUGAGUUGCAGCUUCCCAGACUGUCAGUUCUCUGGCAAUAGCACACACUUCCACUGUCUGCGUUGUGGCUUCCGCUGCACUGACAGCACUAAGGUGACAGCCCACCGUAAGCACCACGGCAAGCAGGACGUCAUCAGUGCUGCUGGCUUCUGCCAGUUCAGCUCAAGCGUGGACUGCGAGGUGCCUGACUGCAAGUACAAACUCAAGUGCUCCCACUUCCAUUGCACCUACCCUGGCUGCAAACACACAGUGGUAGGCAUGUCACAGAUGGACUCGCACAAGCGCAAACAUGAGAAGCAGGAGCGAGGGGAGCUUCCUGCCAUCUCUCCUGGCCCUGAGGGCCUUGCCCACUCCAGUCUCGAGUAUGACAUCCAGAACUCUUCCAUCAACCUGGACAGUUCCCUCAACCUCAGCACUGACAACAACAGCUCCCUCUUCUUCCUGCAGAAUGCAGCUGGUGUGGGCCUCAACGAUUCCCUGGACCUCAGCAAGAAGCAGUCAGAAGUCACUGAAGGUCCAUCACCGAGCAGAGCCGGGACCGCACCUCAGGAGAGGGGGGCGGUGGCAUCUGGCUCUGGUGAUGUGGAGGACGAGGAUGACUCUUCCCAAGAGGAUGAAGAGGAUGACGAGGAGGAGAUGAAUGAAGAAGAGGAGGAUGAUGAAGAGGAGGAGGAUGAUGAUGACGAUGAAGAGGAUGAUGAAGAGGAAGACUUGAACACAGAUUCUGAAGAAUCACUGCCUGACCCUGAGGGCCUGGCCACUAAAGAAGAUGGAGAACCAGAAGAGGCUGCUUCUUCCACAGACCAUGGCGAUGCUUCCAGGCCACAGGGCGAGCCAGCCCUUAGUCCAGCCUCGACUCCUGCUCCAGCUCCAGCUGCUGCCCCGGCCUCUACCGUUACUCCAGCAGCUUCUCCUUAAUCUUAGAGACAACAGCGACAGUGGUUUGGUUUUGCUCUUACACAUAAUUACUAAGAGGACCCCAUAUGAGGCAAGAACAAAGAUUGGGGUGGCAAGUGAAAAUCAAACUCUGUGCCACACACACGAGAGAGAGAAGAAGGAAGGAAACCCAUGCUCCUCCACAGGCCCCAUAAGAGAGACAGGUUCGCAGCAGGACUGGUGCUGCAUCACUUCAUUCUGCAGAUCACAGAACACAGGGGCAGGAUGCAGCGAAAAAUACCCUUUUAUACGGACGUAAACCUUGAGGGUACCAGCUGCUUUUCCUUGCUCCCUGCAUGGUGCGUGGGGCCCGUGCCCA
Molecule: messenger RNA, 6280 nt
Organism: Gymnogyps californianus (California condor)
Lineage: Eukaryota; Metazoa; Chordata; Aves; Accipitriformes; Cathartidae
Gene: CASZ1
Product: castor zinc finger 1
Exons: 19
Coding region: 1-5943 (1980 amino acids)
Biological process (GO): regulation of neuron differentiation; positive regulation of transcription by RNA polymerase II
Cellular component (GO): nucleus
Molecular function (GO): RNA polymerase II transcription regulatory region sequence-specific DNA binding; DNA-binding transcription factor activity, RNA polymerase II-specific
Source: RefSeq, a predicted model, not a curated record